CACCAUGGCGAGCUUCACACAUCGCUGGUUUUAAUUCUAGGCACACUGGCUUAGGAAUUUUAGCAUCCGUCAUCUUUUAUUCUUUGCUGUAGUUGACGUUUUUCUGAUUUAUCCAUAAUUCCGGAAAUCUUUACUGUGAGGUUUUUUACAACAACCUUUUGUGUCUUCAGAAAAUACACAGCUGUUUAUUUAUUUUACGCAAUAAUAUGGAUUAGGUUUUUCGUAAAUGGUUAAAUGGUCUGGAUAUAAUUUUUCCACCUGACCAUGCAAAAUAUAGCGACGAUAACAACACAGCAUUAGCGUCAUUUAAACGGAUCAUUGCCAUUUUGUAUCUCGAAUCGCUUUUUUCCCUAAGAAGCACAUUUUAUCAAGAUAUUAAAAUAAAUAAAGAUAGAACGAAAGAAACAACAAGAAGACGGAAACAGAAGAAAGAAAAUCCCAAACAGAGUUAUGUCCUUCAGGAGGGGUGUUGUCAGGCAGAGUAAGUUUAGGCAUGUAUUUGCCCAAGCAUGGAAGGCUGAGCAUUGCCUUGAUGAUGUCAGAGUAUCACGUGUGACAUGGGAUGGUCCCCUGUGUGCUGUAAAUCCGAAGUUCAUCGCUGUCAUCAUUGAGGCUGGAGGGGGCGGAGCCUUUCUUGUGGUACCACUUGCCAAGAGUGGUAGAGUGGACCAGAACAUCCCGACUGUGUGCGGUCAUGCUGCUCCAGUGUUGGAUGUGCAGUGGUGCCCACAUGAUGACAAUGUUAUUGCCAGUGCUUCAGAAGACUGUACUGUGAAGAUUUGGCAGAUUCCUGAUGGUGGUCUUACAGCACCCAUGUCUGAAGCUGUUGUGACUCUUGAGGGUCACAGUAAAAGAGUGGGGAUCUUAGCCUGGCACCCCUCUGCUCUUAAUAUCCUGUUGACUGCAGGAUGCGAUAAUGUCCUUUGUGUGUGGGAUGUGGGCACCGGUGAACUGGUGUACCAGCUGAGUGAUGCCCAUCCAGACCUUAUAUACAGCGUAAGCUGGAAUCGUGAGGGAAGUGUCCUGUGCACCACCUGUAAAGACAAAGCCUUACGUGUCAUUGACCCCCGUCGUGGAACUGUAUUGAAGGUGCGGGAAAAGGUUCAUGAGGGCACCAGGCCGAUGAGAGCUGUGUUUCUGGCUGACGGCAAAAUUCUUACGACUGGCUUCAGCCGUAUGAGUGAGAGACAGCUCGCCCUCUGGGAUACGAAAGACCUCUCUGAGCCAAUGGUUACUCAGGAGAUGGACACAAGUAACGGAGUUCUUCUUCCAUUCUAUGACCCAGACACCAACAUGGUUUAUUUGUGUGGCAAGGGGGACUGCACCAUUCGUUACUUUGAGGUGACAGAUGAGUCACCAUAUGUUCAUUUCCUGAGUCUAUACAGCAGUAAGGAGCCACAGAGAGGGGCUGGUUUCCUCAGCAAACGAGGGGUAGAUGUUAACAAGUGUGAAAUAGCAAGGUUCUAUAAACUGCAUGAGCGGAAAGUUGAACCCAUAUCCAUGACUGUGCCUCGGAAGUCUGACCUGUUUCAAGGGGAUCUGUACCCGGAUACAGCGGGAUUAGAACCUGCUCUACUGGCAGAAGAUUGGAUAGCUGGUCAGGAUGCUCCUCCGAGCCUUGUCUCUCUCAGCGGCGGUUACACAGCCCCACCAUCCAAAUGUGGUACCCUCCGGGGUCGACCUAAACUGCUCUCUCAGACUGACACCAGUCUGGGCAGCGCUUCUGCAAUGGAAAACCGUGCGACGGUUGAGAUGGAGAGCGAGGGGUCAAGCUAUGGACGAGGAGGGAGGGCUGUAGAUGGUGGGCUAGAGAGAGUUAAGAAAGAGGAGGACCAGCUUGCAGAUAUUUUAACAGAGGUGCGGGCGCUGCGCACUCUUGUGCUGGCUCAGGGUCACAGGAUUGACGUGCUGGAAAGACAGCUGGGCCGUAUUGAGGAUGGAGAAGUGUGAAUGAAACUCCUUACAUAGCCUUAUUCAGAUUUAAAAGCUUUACUGAAGGAUCAUGGGAAAUGUAGUAACAUUACUGUAGCAUAGCGAUACAAAGAAGUGAUUCAAACAUUAUUGGGAACACAUUGUUGUUAAAUGCACUGACAUUUAAUAUUAUAAAUGCUGCUCCUUUUGUGCUUUUAAUAUGGCUGUAGGAGUAGGUGAGGUACUGACUUUGGUUGUUUUUGGUUGGUUCAGCAUUUGCAUAACCAUGCAAAUUUAUGAAAAGCAACUUUGCUGCUCACUUGGAACAUGCACUAAGACAGCAUUUAUGUAUGCAGCUCCUGAUUGAAAAUAGAUAAAAUCGUUGAAAAUGUAUUAAUCCAACAUGCUGAAUUAACUAGCUUUUCAGGUUUAAGUUUUAAAGUUUGAAGGUGCUUAUCAACAUACGUUGACCACCACUGUUCUUGGGUUAAGCUGCCUUAAACGGCCCCUCUCUUCCAUUUGAUGUCUUAACAAAUGUAGCAUUAAUUUUGGAUGUUGUUAGAGUUUCAUGUGUGGACCCGUGUGUAGCAUGAGUUGGAAUACUUUGUGUUAAGAAAUACUGUAAGAUCAUUGGGUUUCAUUCACUAAGCAUGCGUACGCACAAAUUUGUUCGUAAAAUGUGUGUACAGACGUUUUAACAAACAAAUCAUGGUUCAACACAAACUUUUGUACUAAAAUGUAUUUUAAAUGUAUGCAAAAACAUAGGGACAACUUAGACCACAAGUAUGCAAUAAUCAAAAACAUAUAUAAAAAUAUAACACGGAUAUAUAUUAUAGGGUUAUUUUUCCUUGUUCGUGAUUAUUGCGUACGUGUGGUCCAAGUUGUUCUUACGUUAUUGCAAACAUUUAGAAGAUAUUUUAGUGUCAAAGUUUUUGUUGAUUCAUGAUUUGUUAGUUAAAACGUCCGAACGCAUAUUUCACGAACAAAUGUGUGCGUACGCAUGCUUAGUGAAUAAUGAUAGCUCACUGAGCAACAGAGGAAGCUCUCGAUAUCUUAAAUACUUUCACACAUUAGAUCUCGAAAAAUAAGAAACUUUAAUUUGCCUACAGAAAGCAGACACAGCAGUCCUAAAAUGAUUGUAGUGCAUUUUUAAUGGUACAUUGGAGUGCAUAAAACUUUACAGUUUAAUUUAAAACUUUGGAGGUGCCAUGGGUUAUUAAGGAUACUAAAACCAACAGCAAUUUUGAUAGUGUCACACUAGUUUGGUAAAUCAACCUAUAUGUUUUUUCUUUAGUACUAGUAGCAAAAAUAUUUUACCAGAAACAAAACUUGGCUUUUAUAACAAUGUCACAAUGCAAAAUAAUGAUUGGAUGCAAUUAUUAUUGGAUACGAUAAUUGGCCUUAUAUUAGUCUAAAUCAGUGGUAAUCAACCUUUUUCCAUUUAGGGCCCACAUCAAUAUUGAAGACCCCCCAUCUCACACUUUCUACAAAGUAAAAAUAUAAUGGAGACUGGGCAGGUGUAUAUUUGUUUAAAAAAUAACCAAACAUUAAGGAAUAUUUUGAUAUUUGUUUGUAUAAGCUUAUUUAAUGCUCGUUUUGUCUUAUUUGGAAUCAAUUUAAGUCAUCUUAAAAGCCCCCUUGGAAAUUUGUUAAGGCGCUACGUGGGCCCGAGCCCCCUGUGGCCGGUUGCAAAUACAUAGCCGUGACGUUAAGACUGCGUCUUAAGAAUGAGUCUGACUAACUAGCAAUUGGUUAGGGCUAAUUCGUUUUAUUAUUUGGAUUUAAAUUAGACCAAUCUACCUUUCCAUGUAGCAUACUUAAAUCAGUUAUGAUCAGUCUUGAAGUCUUAAAGGUUUAUGCAACCGGCCACUGGUUGAGAAACACUUGUCUAAAUACUAUGUGCUUGCAUAAGAAAACAAAUACAAUGUAUGUAUAAUAUACAUAUGUGUUAAUAAAUUGUACUUGCAUUUAAAGUAUCUGCAUGAAAUUUCACUCUUGGAACUAAGCUUACCCAGAACACAUAUGCGCACAUUAAGUAUAAAAUGCUUUUUCCUAUGCAAGUACACAGUAAAGGUAUAUUAUACCUAAUAAAACAUGGGACCAAAUUAUUAUUUUUUUUAAUGCAAAAUAGAAUUUCUUUCUUUUGAUUUCAGGGUGAAAGAAUUUUCGAAUAUGCUCUUGGCAGGUUUCAUUUUUUUACUCCUUAUCUUCAUUGAUAAACAACUGUGCUUCAUUACUAUUUGAAUGAAUUUAAAAUAGUUAAAUUAUGUGUUGUUAAUAGGUCUAAAUUUUGUAUUUGUAAUCAUGGGCACUACAAUCAGGGAUGAAAGUUCAGGGACAACUCAUCCUCCUGAAUGAUGAAUGAUUUUGUUUGUCUAGCUUUUUACUCGCCGUAUGUUGUAAAUUAUUUAAUCACUCAUCUACUUCAAAUGUAACUUAAUCUGUUCUUUUUAAAUAAAGACAAUUCAUUCAUAUCGUUUGAUUAGUUGAUUUACAAUACGUUUUUUUUUUACAAGCAAAUGCAUAUGAGGUAAAAAUCAAAUGGCA
Messenger RNA from Paramisgurnus dabryanus, 4458 nucleotides. RefSeq names its product coronin, actin binding protein, 1B (gene coro1b). The record is from RefSeq and is a predicted model, not a curated record. Lineage: Eukaryota; Metazoa; Chordata; Actinopteri; Cypriniformes; Cobitidae. Gene Ontology annotation, molecular function: actin filament binding. Gene Ontology annotation, biological process: actin filament organization; cell migration.